Mirounga angustirostris (Northern elephant seal) is the source of this 2068-nucleotide messenger RNA. RefSeq names its product TNF superfamily member 13 (gene TNFSF13). Gene Ontology annotation, cellular component: membrane. Gene Ontology annotation, biological process: positive regulation of isotype switching to IgA isotypes; immune response. The record is from RefSeq and is a predicted model, not a curated record. Gene Ontology annotation, molecular function: receptor ligand activity; tumor necrosis factor receptor binding. The coding region runs from base 1112 to 1864 and encodes 250 amino acids. The transcript has 6 exons. Lineage: Eukaryota; Metazoa; Chordata; Mammalia; Carnivora; Phocidae.
CCAGGAGUGGGGUGCGGGAGGGCUGGGAUGCCAGGGCAAUGUACGGGCUCGGGAGUGGGGACCCGCCUGCCUCUGACCCCUGAGGCAUGAGCAGAGAGUGGAAAGGCAAACUGCCAGAAAAAAAAAAUCAAUCCUCUGCCCAAGGUCCAGCAGAAGCUGCCUCAUUUACCUAGGAGGCGGGCUUCCUCCUGCUGGUAAUCCCUGGCUGGGAGGAGCAGGGGCCCUUCCUCUUGGCAGCCUCGGGACAUUCAGUGGGGCUGCCACCAGCCCUGGCUGGGAUGUGGGGUGGGAGCAGGCCCGAAGGGGAGCUCAGGGUCAGGAAGCAGGAUGCGGGAACCGGGAACAUGGGAACCCGGGGCCCUGGGUCCAGGGGAGGAAUCCUACAGUGGUAGGGUGCUUGGGGCUGUCUCUUUCUCUCUCUGACCAGGGCCUUAUGUAAGAGCUCUUCUCGGGAAACAGGAAGUUCUCCUUGCCAAGUUCAGCACAGGGAGUAGUACUGGCCUAUUCCAACACACCCGGCCUGGCCUUAACCCCAGAACUCAGCCAGUUUCUUGCUUCCGCGACCCUGGUUCUCCUUCCCAUCUACCCGCCGCCCCCCCCCGCCCCUCCUUUUCCACCUUCAGUCAUACCCAAAGAUCUCUCUUGUGGCUGAGCCAGAGGGUCUUUACCCCCUCACCCCUGGACCCCCAAGGCUGCCCAGCAUGCCCCUUCAUGCCUGCUCUUGGCACCAUGCCCCGGAGCCAGCCACCCUUCCCUCCCCCACUUCUGGGGCCGUCCCAGGGUUCCUGUGCUCGGCCGCUCCUCCUGGGUGUCACUGGCAGUCCUGUCCUUCCUCAAGAGACUGGGACCAAGUCCUCCUGAGGCUGGAGGAGGGUGUGUGUGUGUGUGUGUGUCCGGAGGGGGCGUCUGGAGACAACACUGGCCCCACGGCGGGGUGCCAGGAGCACCAACAGUGCCCCUUGCUGGCUCUCCUCCUCCCUUUUUAAUUCUCAAGUUCCUUUUUAUUCCUCCCUUGCGUAACGCUCUUCUUCCCUUCUGUACCCCCACCCUCCCCACCACCUCCCCGCCACCCCACUCCUGAGGCUGCAGCCUUCGGCAGGGUCCCCAGCUCAUGCCAGCCUCGUCUCCUUCCUUGCUAGCCCCCAAAGGGCCCCCGGGAGACAUGGGUGGCCCGGCCCGAGAGCCGGCACUCUCAGUCGCCCUCUGGUUGAGUUGGGGGGCAGCUCUGGGGGCUGUGGCUUGUGCCCUGGCUCUGCUGACCCAGCAAACAGAGCUGCAAAAUCUAAGGAGAGAGGUGGCUCGGCUGCAGAGGGCCGGAGGGCCCUCCGAGAAGGAGGAAGGGCAUCCAUGGCUGAGCCUCCAGGAGCAGAGCCCUGAUGCCCUGGAAGCCUGGGAGAAUGGGGAGAGAGCCCGGAGAAAGAGAGCAGCGCUCACGCAUAAGCAGAAGAAGAAGCAUUCCGUUCUGCACCUUGUCCCCAUCAACAUCACCUCCAAGGAGGACUCCGAUGUGACGGAGGUGAUGUGGCAACCGGCCCUUAAGCGUGGGAGAGGUCUGGAGGCCCAAGGAUAUGUUGUUCGAGUCUGGGACGCUGGAGUCUAUCUGCUGUAUAGUCAGGUCCUGUUCCAUGAUGUGACUUUCACCAUGGGUCAGGUGGUGUCUCGGGAGGGCCAGGGAAGGCAGGAGACUCUCUUCCGAUGUGUCCGAAGCAUGCCCUCCAACCCGGACUGGGCCUACAACAGCUGCUACAGCGCAGGUGUCUUCCACCUACACCAAGGGGAUAUUCUGAGUGUCACCAUCCCCCGGGGGAGGGCGAAACUCAGCCUCUCUCCGCAUGGAACCUUCCUGGGGUUUGUGAAACUGUGAUUAGGAUAUGGAUGGUGGUGUUGAGCUCGGAAGAUGAGGGUGGGUACAAAUCGGAGACAGCCAAGAGCGAAUAGGAGCGGACGCCUCUUCUGGGUUUGACGCGAACCCUGGGUUUGCUCAUCAAUCUCCGCUCCUCCCUUUUCCCGACCCACCCCCACCCCGUAGACUUUGAUUUCACGGAUAUUAAAGAGGUGUAUAUCUUGC